GGAAAACAUUUUCUCCUAUUUUGUGGAACACAACACAUUUUCCGUCAUACCAAACACACCCUUAAGCAUUUCUUAUUUUUGUCCUUCCUGUCAAUAUCUAGUGUGUGUGUGUGUGUUUCUUUUAAUUCGGCUCCAGAUGAUUUAUAGCUUCAUUCGAAAGUAAUGUGAUUUAUAGCAUCAUUGGGAAGUAACGGUCCUUGAUGGCUUGAUGUUGCCGUUUACACGUGACGAAUAAUGGGAGGGAACAAGAGUUAUUCACCUCCACCUUAUAUUCCUUUGGAUCAGUCAGAUGCAGAAGCACUACAAGUUUCUACUACAGAACAAAACCAACAGGGCAAAAAUGAUGACCAUGCUCAGUGGAGUUCUGGAAUCUGUGCUUGUUUUGAUGAUCCACAGAGCUGUUUUAUUGGACUUCUUUGCCCUUGCUUUCUGUUUGGAAAAAACGCACAGUUCUUGGGAUCAGGAACCUUGAUGGGAUCAUGUACGACUCACUUUAUUUUGUGGGCACUUUUCAACUCAAUUUGCUGCUUCUUAACUGAAGGCAUUCUUCUCGGUUUGCCUGGAUGCUUUGUUGCAUGUUAUGCCUGUGGCUAUCGAAAGACACUGAGAUCAAAGUACAAUCUUCAGGAAGCCCCAUGUGGAGAUUUUGCGACACACUUUUUCUGCCACUUGUGUGCCAUAUGCCAGGAGUACCGAGAGAUCCGUGAAAGAUCUGGAGACUCAAACUCGUCUGAUCUUAGCUUAGUGGCAGUGACAGCCCCUCAAGUUCAGAAGAUGGAAACAACUCCUGCAAAUGAAAAAAUAUCCCAUUAAAAUCAUUUCGCAAUGCUGCCUUUUCCAGUACUUAGUCCAUCUUUGCAUUCUUUUAUUUUUGGUUUUUAUCGUCCACGUCUAAUAUAGGUUUCUGCAUUAAUUCUCUUGUAAUAUCUUGAUGUUAUGAAGGUGGGUACUAGUUCACUGCUGACUCUGUAUGCUUUCUUGUUGAGUUGGUAUAUACACAAGGAAAUUGCUAUGUCAUCUGUUUGGUAGGAAAGAAGGUUUUAGGAAAAGUAACUUCUGUAAAAAUUUCUGGAAAGAAAAUUAUUACGUAUAUUAUCUUUUCC
Messenger RNA from Lycium barbarum (goji berry), 1103 nucleotides. RefSeq names its product protein PLANT CADMIUM RESISTANCE 10. Lineage: Eukaryota; Viridiplantae; Streptophyta; Magnoliopsida; Solanales; Solanaceae. Bases 235 to 813 code for a protein of 192 amino acids. The transcript has 4 exons. The record is from RefSeq and is a predicted model, not a curated record.